AUGGUUGAGAAUGGUGCAAUGAAAUCCAGUUCUGCGAGCGUUGACAGGCUGGCAGGAAUGGAUGUAGGGUACGAAAGAGGGGCCGGGGUGCCCGGAUGCGAGUGGGUGUAUUCACCGCCUCCUGACAACCAGCGUGAGUUCGAAUUUCCUGAAGAUGGACUUUCGUUUUCCUCUCGAUUUGACAGUGGCAACCUGAUACAGGUGGAGCGUGUUGCUGCGUAUCGAUAUAACAUGUAUACUUCUCCCGACUGCGGCAAUACGUCAAAGCAAACGAACAACCGACAAUGGUUUCAUUUUGCCAUUCGUGGGGGAAGUCGUGGAUGCGUCAUCACUUUCACGUUUGUGGGUAUGAUGCACAGCAAGAUGUUUACGUAUGGGUGGACGCCGGUGGUGGCGGUGUGCCCAGGAAGGCCUCAGUACACGCGGCUGCCUGGCAAAGCAACCGUCGUGGCCCUUGACACGAUGCCGCCGACGCCGGGUUACCCCGGCUUUGUCAUCAAGCCAUGGUCAAAGAAGGCCUCUGAGACAGAAAUGGCUCUUGAUGGCGGGAGCGAAACCGUGGAUGGGAACGGUAGUUCCGAGGGGGGUCCUGAUGUCAUAGAAGUGGCCUUGAAUACCGUCAGGAAGAAGAAAAAGGAAAGUGCCGUUGCUAUGAACUUGACGUUUGAAGUGCGGCUAGAAAUUGAUGCCCCUCUCAGCUCGCCUGUUUACCCCCUCGGACACCCACAAUGCCCGGCGACGUACGUUGCCAGCAACCAUCCCUACUCCUACACGACGCUACAACAAAAUAUAAAAGCGUGGAGGCAGCAAACUGUUUGGGGAAGAAAAAAUGGAUUUGAGGAGGAGCCAAACGAGAGUUCAAACCCGUUGUUCCCGUCAUCGAAAUAUUUUCAUCACGAGAUCCUUUGCAAAUCACUGGAUGGGCGAAACGUGGACCUGCUCACCAUCACCGAUAGAAAUGGUCUCUGUAUUGAGCACUGCCCUUUGUAUGGCAAGGGCGAUGUUCCGUACUCCUCUGCAAAAGGUUAUACCGAACGACCCCAUCAAUUUACUGGAAAACAAUUUGUUGUCCUUACCGCUCGUGUACAUCCAGGUGAGUGCCCAUCAAGUCACCUGAUGCAUGGUUGCAUAGAGUUUCUGCUUAGCCAAGCCGAUCCCCGCGCCAUUGCGUUGCGCUCACGUUUUGUGUUUCUCCUCGUCCCAAUGAUUAAUCCGGAUGGCGUUGCCAGAGGGCAUAGCCGUGCAGAUACCGAGGGCGUUAAUCUUAAUCGUAUGUACCGAAAUCCUUGCAAGCGUCGUCAACCUGCACCCUAUUCUAUACUAAGCAUGCUGCGUUCUGUUAGCUCCGUAAAGGGGAGACUGGCUCUUUUUAUCGACAUGCACGCUCACGCAAAUAAAAGAGGAGUGUUUUUUACGGAAACUCGAUGGAUGCUCCAGAAUUGCUUCAAAGCCUCUUGUAUGCAAAGUUAG
Messenger RNA from Trypanosoma conorhini, 1470 nucleotides. Its product is annotated as putative zinc carboxypeptidase, putative,metallo-peptidase, Clan MC, Family M14. Gene Ontology annotation, biological process: proteolysis. The transcript has a single exon. NCBI's taxonomy places the organism in Eukaryota, Euglenozoa, Kinetoplastea, Trypanosomatida, Trypanosomatidae. Gene Ontology annotation, molecular function: metallocarboxypeptidase activity; zinc ion binding. The record is from RefSeq and is a predicted model, not a curated record. The coding region runs from base 1 to 1470 and encodes 489 amino acids.